UAACCAUCGUCUAUCCGCGACUCCAGAACGACAGUUCACAUACAAUCCCGUCAACAUACCCUGUACAUACAUACAUUCCGGUGGACAAAAUGCCCCUGGACACAAUAUACCUCACCCGUCAUGGCCACCGUCUAAACUGGACCAUCGACUACAAGACCGGCACCUACCAUGCUCAAUUCCCUACUCCAACCGGAAACCCUGCGGAUCCCACCUUGACCUCUUACGGAGUAACCCAAUCGCAUGAACUGGCUGCACACUUCACCAGUGCCGAGUUCAAACCCAAGCCGUUCCGUGUAUACUCGAGCCCGUUUUAUCGGUGUCUACAGACUAUUAAACCGAGUGUCGAGGCGUUGAAGGAGGUGCAGAAGAAUGGAGGUGAUGUUGAUGAGCAUGCAGAGUUUGAUGUUAGAAUCGAGAAUGGGGUAGCGGAAUGGUUCGGUCCAACUACAUUCUUCGAUCACCCUUCUCCUGCCUCCCCCAAAACCCUUCACACCCACUUCCCAACCCUCCUCCCACCUAACCCAGAGACUACCUACACCCCGCACCUCUAUCCCUCCACCCGCGGCGAAACCAUCGCCCAGCUCCAUGACCGCCUGGCCACGGCCCUGGCGUGUAUAAUUGCCGACCUGGACGCCGAAAUCUCCGCGCUAGAAGCGACGCAGCCGCCCUCCGCUCAUACUAGCAAGGCCGUCCUCAUCUGCUCACAUGCGGCGCCGCUGGUUGCCGUCGGACGGGCAUUGACGGGGAAAAUGCCAGCCGAUAGCGGAGAGGAGGAUUUCAACGUCUUCACGGCCGGACUAAGUACGUUUAAGCGGAGAUCGGGAUCGUCUGCGGGCUCUGCUGGUGGUGUGGAUUUGUUGGCGCCGGGGACGAAGCCCAUACGAUCCGAGGGCUUGAGCGUUCCCAACUGGCAGGGUGGAAAGGGGGUUGGAGGUGGGUGGGAUUGUGUUGGUAACGGGGAUUGUAGCUUUUUGAGUGGAGGUGCGGAAAGAGGAUGGCAUUUCAAUGGCGAGGAAUCGUUCGACACGGGCCCUAUGGCUCCGCCGUCUGCUUUGCCUACUUCAGCCUCUACACUUGUUGCGGAUACAAAGCUUUGAUCAAGACCAUAGAACUAUAUAGAUAGAGCAUUGGUGGUUUGCCCACAAUCUUGUGUUUGAGAUAUUCAAUAUCUGAAGUUAUUCCUUUGGAUAUAUUCAUAGAAUCUACAUGGGAAAUUCUUUUUCCG
Molecule: messenger RNA, 1225 nt
Organism: Aspergillus wentii DTO 134E9
Lineage: Eukaryota; Fungi; Ascomycota; Eurotiomycetes; Eurotiales; Aspergillaceae
Product: phosphoglycerate mutase family protein
Exons: 4
Coding region: 90-1097 (335 amino acids)
Source: RefSeq, a predicted model, not a curated record